AUUCGACAACCGUUGCGACAGCGCGAAAUCUGCAGUCAUGGCCCCCGUCCCGCGCGUCUACUCCAAGACCUACAAGGUCCCUCGUCGUCCUUUCGAGUCGGCUCGUCUUGACUCGGAACUGAAGAUUGUCGGCGAGUACGGCCUGCGCAACAAGCGUGAGGUGUGGCGUGUCCAGUUUACCCUGUCCAAGAUUCGUCGUGCUGCUCGUGAGCUCCUCACCCUCGAUGAGAAGGACCCCAAGCGUCUGUUCGAAGGUAACGCUUUGAUCCGUCGUCUGGUCCGCAUUGGUGUGCUCGAUGAGUCCCGCAUGAAGCUCGAUUACGUCCUGGCCCUCCGUGUCGAGGACUUCCUUGAGCGCCGUCUUCAGACCUGCGUCUACAAGCUUGGCCUUGCCAAGUCCAUCCACCACGCCCGUGUCCUGAUCAAGCAGCGUCACAUCCGUGUCGGCAAGCAGAUUGUCAACGUUCCCUCCUACAUGGUCCGUCUCGACUCUCAGAAGCACAUCGACUUCGCUCUUACCUCUCCCUUCGGUGGUGGUCGCCCUGGUCGUGUCCAGCGCAAGAAGGCUGCUGCUGCUGCCGGUGGCGGUGAUGACGAGGGCGAGGAGGACGAGGAGUAAAUUAUCUAAAAUAGGAGUAUUGGCGGGUUUCGUUACGGACAAUAUAUCUACGGGGCUUCGAUGUCACUGCAGCAUCGCGUAUAAUGUUGUACGACCUUGCAUUUCCACGAAUUUAAAAAAAUAUUAUACAAGGUAUAGCCUACGACCCAGUUUCGAAUCCGAUUUGCUAGAUAU
Molecule: messenger RNA, 793 nt
Organism: Aspergillus nidulans FGSC A4
Lineage: Eukaryota; Fungi; Ascomycota; Eurotiomycetes; Eurotiales; Aspergillaceae
Product: 40S ribosomal uS4 domain-containing protein
Exons: 5
Coding region: 38-619 (193 amino acids)
Biological process (GO): translation
Cellular component (GO): small ribosomal subunit; organelle
Molecular function (GO): structural constituent of ribosome; rRNA binding; RNA binding
Source: RefSeq, a predicted model, not a curated record